AUCACUCUACAAGGAGAAGAAAGAAUUAGUUGGUUCUAGAAGAAUUAAAAAUUUUAAAGAAAUGUGGAAGCGUAUAAGCGACGAGAUGAGAAACUCGGGAUACGACGUGACUCCUAUACAAGUGGAAAAUAAAUGGAAGACUUUAGAAAGACAAUAUAAAAAAGUUAUUUCCAAUAAUAAUAAGACAGGAAGAGGGCGGAUUACCUGUAGUUACCAAACGUUUACGUAUAGCUAAAAUUGAAAUAAUAAUAAAUCAUAAUAAAUUGAUGCUUUAUUUUUACUUACAUGCUUUUACAGGGAACUGACAGAAAUUUUGGGAAAGAGCCACAAAAUAGUUCCACUUGCUGUGGCGGGUCCGGAAAUAAGAGUAAUGGUCCGAAAUAGUAUAUCAGAUCUCAGGACUUUAUUGAAUAACAGUGCGCCGAUUUUAAUGCCAGUAUCGACAACAAUUGUAUUACCAACCACAUCAAACGUAGAAAGAAGAGAGGAACCUGAAGAUAUGCCUGUGGCUGAUGAAAGUGAAGUAGUAACCGUACCUGAAAAUGCCAACCUCGUUGCUGUUGCUAAAAAAAGAAUCGCCACUGGAACAACGGCAAAGGCAUUGCAACAGUGCCAAAAAGAGAUGCAAGAAUACAGGAAGACACUCGAAAAACGCGAUGAAAAUCAAGAUAAAAUGUUAUCACAAAUCCUGGAAACCUAUAAAUCAAUAAAAGAUAGACAAGAAGAACAUUUGACCGCAAUAGAAAACCACAGAAAGGAAACUAUUCAACAAAGACAACGAAGAAACGACUUAUUGGAAGAAAAAAAAAUUCAUUGAAAGAAUUUUUAAAUUUAUUUUUAAAAAAUUAACCAGUGUGACGUGGCGACUCUUCUUUUCAGUAAAUUUAGCCGACGAUUAUAUUAUUUUAUUCCAUUUAUUUUCCACUUGUAUUGCAGUCACGUCAUAUCCUUAGUUUUUCAUUUCGUUACUUAUGCGUUUCCACAUUUCUUGUACAGUGUUGAAAACAGCUUUGUAUUAUAUUUGUGAAGUUUAUUGUUUAUUGUUGAU
Nylanderia fulva is the source of this 1048-nucleotide messenger RNA. NCBI's taxonomy places the organism in Eukaryota, Metazoa, Arthropoda, Insecta, Hymenoptera, Formicidae. The record is from RefSeq and is a predicted model, not a curated record.